Molecule: messenger RNA, 2497 nt
Organism: Centruroides sculpturatus (bark scorpion)
Lineage: Eukaryota; Metazoa; Arthropoda; Arachnida; Scorpiones; Buthidae
Product: PHD finger protein 10-like
Exons: 1
Coding region: 111-1712 (533 amino acids)
Cellular component (GO): npBAF complex
Source: RefSeq, a predicted model, not a curated record
UUUUCUUUCUUUUUUAUUUUGAUUUUUAUUUUAUUAUUUUUUUUUACAAUGUUUAGAUCAGGAGAGGAGAUGAGCUUGUUUUUAGAUAAAGAAAUAACGAUUUAUUCGUAAUGAGCGAAGAUUCAUUUUGGGCAGCAAAUAAUUAUUUAAGUGGAUCCGAACUAAUGGAGAGCGGCGAUUCAUUUAAUUCGUUUCCUUCGGAGGGAAUUAUGGAAAGUAUUUUAGAUCGUCCCAAAAUGAUUUUAACGCCUCGUUUGGUUCCUGAUUUGUAUAGGAAGCGAGCAUCAGGUGUUCAGUGCUUCGAGGAAGAUGCAAGAAGCUCGUGGAGUGUCGACAGCUGCAGGAAUACAUCAGGAAACUUAAAGGAGGUCGUUCUGGAUGAAGAUUCUCAGAAUAGCUUCAGCAGUCAUAGAAGUUACCGAAGCUCCUUCAAAAGAAGAUACUUUGACGACGAAGUGGCCAAUACGACUAGACAUUUCAACAUAAAUGAUCUAUUUGAAUAUCAGUGGCCGGUCGGGAAAGGAGAUUAUUACAUACUACAAGAACAGAUCUCUGACUUUUUAUGUAUUAAAUCCUUUAGGAGAAGGUAUCCGGAUCUCACUAGAAGAGUCGUGGAGCCUGAAGAGAGGAGGUACUUGAAGGAGAAGGGAGUCGUGUCCGAGAUGCAGUGUGAGCUCGGUCUCACCGCCAUAAAAGCUGAUGAUAUUUUAGAAUUAAUCAGUAAGGAUUUUCCUGAUAAAUUUCAUGAGUAUCUUCAAAUGUUACAAGAAAAGGAAAGACAGUCUGUCAGCGAAAAGUUUAAGGAGUAUGCUCCUCCUAAUGUAGAUAAAAAUAAAAUGUCUGAGUUUGUUAAAAAAGCUGUUCAUUCAGCUGCUGAAUAUAAUACGCAUUUAAAUCAUGAAAGAAAAGAAGAAAGGAAAGCAUCAUUUGAUUUACAAACAUAUACUAUCCAUUACCCUAAUAAUAGAAUAACUAAACUUAACAAGGAUGGUCCGACGAUGGGAUUAUAUCCGGUUGCUCUUUUACCGGGUCAGUAUCAGGAUUAUUAUAGGAAAUACAGUUCCCAAGAAUUAAAGUAUUUACCGGUUAACACAGUAUUAUACGGCCCUCCACAAGAAUUAGGAACCGUUUACGUGCAGCCCAGUUCGGAUGGAAGCCAGUCGGAUUCAGAAGAAAGCUCUGCAUCCGAAAUUUCUUGUUCAUCAAGUCAGUGUACGCACGGUAGCGGAGAGAGUAGUUCAGGAUCCGAAAUGACAAAAUCGAAGAGUAGUACAUAUUCUGUAUCCCAGAAAAAUAUCCUCAUUCCUCCGACAACAUAUAGACAAAAACAUAAACCAAAUGCAAUUUGUAAAGUGUGUCAAGGAAACAGUGAAGUAAAUAAAGAAGGAAAGUCAGAAGAACUGAUACAUUGCUCUGAAUGUAAUAACAGUAACCAUCCUUCCUGCUUAGAUUUGUCGUCUUCGAUGGUAGAAGCUAUUAAAACUUAUCCGUGGCAAUGUAUGGACUGUAAAACUUGCAUGUUGUGUAUGGAUCCUUAUGACGAAGACAAAAUGAUGUUCUGUGAUAACUGUGACAGGGGCUAUCACACAUUUUGCGUGGGUCUGAAAAGCAUACCGAGCGGUCGCUGGGUGUGCCGGCUCUGUUCCCAGUGUACCGCCAGCGGAGUUCGCGGCCAUGCAUCAGAGAAUUCUAGGAAUAGCGUAAACAAAUAGAAACUAGUAAUGAGAUUCUAUAAAACUUAUAAGCAGUGCUGCUGUUUCUAGGGUAAUUUCAACCUCUCAGGGUAAUGUUUAGGGUAGUUUUAUAUUUAGGGUAAAUCUAGGGUAAACCUGCUCAAUGAUCUGAUGUUAUUACCCAUCGCAUAAGUUUUGCCAGAAAAAGUUUUAGCCUAAAACUGUUCUGUUUUCCCCUAUAGCUGGAGGAUUUUAGGAUAGGACAACAGAAGCUAAAGAAAUAAAGCCUAUUGGUGCUAGGUACACAGGUGUACACUGUAUAUUACACCCUAGUAGGAUUUCACUUUUUUCAACCUUCAUGCCAUUGGACCAUUGGCACUCCAUAUCAGAUGUAAAUUAAUACCUCUGAUAAAGCCUAAAAAUCCUAAGAUAUUUUAGUUAUUAAGAUUUUUAAAAACAAUGAAUUAAGAAUUGUUCUGAUUAUUAUUUCACGAUAAUAGUACAGGGAUCUGCGUCAUAGAAUUAUAGAUCUGCGUCUUAUGUGAGUGUGAGCUCUAGUUCGAGCUCGGAGAGUUUCCUCAAUUUAUGGUAAUCUAGGGUAAAAAGAAGGCUCCGCCAGGUAGUUCCACCAGAAGCAGGCAGCAGCACUGCUUAUAAGUGUAAAGUAAUUUUAAUUAAUUUGCAAAUAUCCAUUACAAAUUAAGAAAAGUAAAUUGAUAUUAAUCCAAAAUUACUAAAAUAAUAAUUAAUUUGUGAGAAAUUUUAAUUCUUAUAUUAAUUUGUUUGGUAACAAUAUUGAUGUUGAUGGUUAACAUACAAAAAAU